UGUAAAGUGCUCGGUUGACAUGCGAAGAGGUUAUAUUUCUUCGUAUUAACUCGUACUCGCAUUGCCUACAAACGCGUUGCGAAAAGAUAUUUAAUGAUAAUUUCGACGCGAAAAACACGUAGAGAUAUAAAGGCGACGGUGUAUGAAACUGAAGUUCAUACCUAGAAACCAUUAUUGAAAUUUUGCAAUCUAUGACAGUGGAUUGUCAAAAAAUUUAAAGCGAGGCAAUGGGUACGACACCAAGUCGAUACGAUGAUCUAUCAAAAAAUGUUUAUCUGGAAAGGUUUUGUGGGAAAAAGAGUAUUCUUCCAAAUGAUCCAUUUUGGAAUACAUUUUUAUCUUACAAUAUGAGACCACCUGUUACAAGGAGUGACCAGAUAGAACUAGACUCUCGACUGGAUUCCUCGUGCCAACAGUUGUUGGCUAAUAAUUUAGCCACUGGCAACUUUGGUAGUCUGAUACAAGUUGCUCUUAUACGUGCCAGUAAUUUACUUGCAUCAAUGCAGAAUCAAAAAAUCAUAUCGGCCUGGCAGACUUACAAUGCAUUAUUUACAGUAAGAUGUAUAUUGAAAUAUUUAAUUGAAACAGUGGGUGAAGAAGAAAUGAUAAAACAUAUAGAAGCACCACAGUUGCCAGUGCCAACGCAAUCUAAUUCAUCUUAUAGAUUAAAAGAUCUUUUUGAAGCAUUAGUUGAUAUCAUAACAGAUGUGCCAUUGUGUGAGUUCACAUAUGUGGUUCAUCUAGAAGCUAUAAAUUGCUUACUCGUAUUACUUUCUGUACAACUUUUUUCACAAACUGCAGCUGAAUACAGUUGUAUCUAUAGAAUAGCAAUGCAUUCGCAUUCUAGCGAACAUGCACCAGCAAUGGUGUGUACAUUGCUGCAUAAUUUUGUGCAACAAGAACAUGCUCCUCCUGGUUUACUUACCCAGCAACCAGGAGGAAGUAUUGUUUUUAGUCUAGCAGCUGGAUUGUGGAAUGUAAUUACAAUGGGUAUCGGUAGUAGUUUAAAACAUGUACAAGUUACAAGUAAUGGUACUUCUGAAGAAGAAGAACGAAAACGUGAUACAGAAACACCUCUUGCUAGUCAAUCAUUAUUACUCCUAUUGGUAUUAACAAAUCAUUGUACUGCAACUCAAAAUCCUUAUAGGAAUGCACUUUUUACAUUUGUUGAUAUGCAAGAAGACUAUACCACAAUGCAAGCAAAAGGCGCAUUUAGGUUUAAUUUAAAUAAAUUGUACAAUACCAUAUGUAAAAUACCAAAUACAGAUGAAGUUACAUUAUUAUUAUACAUGUUGCUCCAUAGGAAUUCAAGUGUAAAACAAAAUAUCAUGAGAAGAGCAGAUAUACAACUAUUGGUAAUACCAAUACUUCAAAUAUUGUAUCAUGCUCCAAACAAUACAUCACAUCAUAUUUAUAUGUCUCUUAUUAUUCUUUUAAUUUUAAGUGAAGAUGAAACAUUUAACAAGAGAAUACAUGAAAUAAUGCUUAAGGGUGUGAGUUGGUAUACAGAAAGAUCGAUAAGUGAAAUAUCAUUAGGAGGUCUUUUAAUUCUUGUUGUUAUAAGAACCAUACAAUAUAAUAUGUUCAAAAUGAGGGAUAAAUAUCUCCAUACAAAUUGUUUAGCAGCUUUGGCAAAUAUGUCAGCACAGUUUACAUCUUUACAUCCAUAUGUUAGUCAAAGAUUAUUGAGUUUGUUUGAAACUCUUGCAAAAAAGCAUGCUAGAUUAGAAACAAAAAUACGCACGCAACCUUCUGUUUCUUCUGACAGUACUACUAUUACAGUCAAUGGAACAACGGCAAACACAGAUUUAAUCCAAGACUUAACAAUACUGGAAGAAGUUUUACGAAUGGUACUAGAGAUCAUAAAUAGUUGUUUAACUCAUAGACUCGCACAUAAUCCAAACUUAAUAUAUACUCUUUUAUAUAAAAAAGAUAUUUUUCAACCAUUUAGGAUGCAUUCAGCAUUUCAAGACAUUGUGCAGAACAUAGAUUCUGUCAUAAAUUUUUUCUCUUAUAAAUUGGAACAAAAAGAUCAAUCACAACUUGGUGUGAGCCAAGUAUUAAGUACAAUUCAGCAAGGUACUAGUGAAUGGCCACGUGACCGCUUAAGGAAAUUUCCAGAAUUAAAAUUUAAAUAUGUGGAAGAGGAACAACCAGAAGAAUUCUUUAUUCCUUAUGUAUGGAGUGUCGUGUGUCAAAGUGCUCUCUUACAUUGGAAUGCUCAUACUGGUGAACAAACAACGAUUAUCGUUUGCUGAUACUGAGACAAAAGCUGCUAUUUGCAGUAAACAUAUGCAAUAGAAGACAAGUAAGAAGUAUUGAAAGUGGUAUUUCU
Molecule: messenger RNA, 2335 nt
Organism: Frieseomelitta varia
Lineage: Eukaryota; Metazoa; Arthropoda; Insecta; Hymenoptera; Apidae
Product: dymeclin
Exons: 12
Coding region: 228-2258 (676 amino acids)
Biological process (GO): Golgi organization
Cellular component (GO): Golgi apparatus
Source: RefSeq, a predicted model, not a curated record